Messenger RNA from Tetrahymena thermophila SB210, 1392 nucleotides. RefSeq lists its product as hypothetical. The record is from RefSeq and is a predicted model, not a curated record. NCBI's taxonomy places the organism in Eukaryota, Ciliophora, Oligohymenophorea, Hymenostomatida, Tetrahymenidae. Gene Ontology annotation, molecular function: protein binding. The transcript has 13 exons.
AUGCAAUUAUUGAUUGCAGCUUUAAAUUUAUUUUUAAUAGAUAAAUUAAAUUUGCUUUAUUUAGAAAAAAAUAGUAACAAGGACUGUUUGAAAAUGGAGAUAGAAAGUUUAAAAUAAUAUAUUUUGGAUCAACAGAAGAUAAAAUAACUUUUUUUGCAUGAAAAUCAAAAAUAAAUCAUAUAAUUUGAGAAGCUAUCAAAUUUAAAAUAUCUAUAUAAAAUUGAUAACGAAAUAUUCUUUUUGGCUUAAUAGGUUUACAAUUCUACCAUUAUAAAAGUAAUAAAAAAUGAUUAAAAAACAGUAUGCGAAUUAAGAAAUUAGAGUACAAAUUAAAAUGAAAAUUUAAUUUAUAUUCAAUAGUUAUCCUUUAUCUAAUAUUUAAAAAAUUUAACUUCAUACACUUUUGGAGAGAUAGAUGAAAAACAUAAUCUUCUUUUAGUAAAUAAAAUAAUUGUGAAUAAUGAAAAUCAAGAUGCAUUUGAAGAGAACAUGAAAAAAAUUGAAACUUGUUAGAAUAUGUAAUCCUUGCAUUUUAUAUACAAAGGAAUUAGAUGCACUAAAAACAUUGAGUUUUUCUUGCUUGCUCAGUAAGUUCAAAAGUUUGAGAAAUUGUUGGAUUUAUUUUUGGAUUUCGAAUUUAAUACAAUAGAAAAAAAUAACCAAAAACAAAAUACUAAUCAGGAAAAAUAAAACUUGUUUUACUUGCUUUAAUAAUUACCAAAAUGUAGAAAUUUGCAUAGUCUUUCCUGUAUCUUCAACAAUUGUCGUCUCAAUUAAGAAAGAGGAAUUAACUUUGUUACUGAUUAAAUAUCAUAGUGUUAAAGCUUAGCUUACUUAAGCAUUUCAUUUUGGAAAGAAAUGAUUGAUGCUUAAGGAAUUUACGAAGCAAUGCAGAAUAUUUCUAAAAUGAAAUAGCUUACAUACUUAAACAUCAACCUUUAAGGAAAUUAAAUUGGGGAUGAAGGAACCAUAAAAAUGGGAUGGUAGAUUUCGAGAUUGAUUAAUUUAAGACAGCUUAAAAUUGAUUUAUGGGGAAAUAACAUAAAAUCGGAUGGAGUUUCAGGUUUUGCUUCAGAAAUACAGAAAUGUUCGCAGAUAAUUCUUUUAGAAUUGAAUUUAAGAUAUAAUAAUAUAAAUUCUAACGGAGUUAUUGGUUUGGCAAACGAAAUACAAAAUUAUCUUAAUUUAAGGAAUUUAAGUCUUUUAUUAAAGGACAAUGAUUAAAUUUCUAAAGAGGCACUAAGCAUUCUAGGAUAGCGAAUUUCAAAGUGCUCUUAGAUGCAUAGUUUAACUCUCGAUAAAAGAGUUACAAAAUAAAACAAUACUUAUAAGAUGAUUCAAAAAAGCAGGAAAUCACCAAGACUGGUAAGCCUGAAACUGAAAUUCUCUUGA